Ruditapes philippinarum (Manila clam) is the source of this 3783-nucleotide messenger RNA. RefSeq names its product plasminogen-like. NCBI's taxonomy places the organism in Eukaryota, Metazoa, Mollusca, Bivalvia, Venerida, Veneridae. The transcript is spliced from 5 exons. The coding region runs from base 122 to 847 and encodes 241 amino acids. The record is from RefSeq and is a predicted model, not a curated record.
GCUUUAAAUAACGAUAUUAAUCAUAAUAGUGUACCCCGCAUAAUGGUUUUGCUUUGCAUGAUCUAGUGAUUUAGACUCCUGCACCAGUUUCAGUUGUGAACAAGGAUUUGGAGAAAACACAAUGGGAUUGAGAUUUAUUACACUGAGUUUGUUCAUAACCUUUUCAAUCUCAAACGGAUUCUCUUUUGAGGGCAUUUGGAAGCGAUAUAAGCAACAAUACAAAUGCUUAAUGCCAUGCAGUGAUACAAAGGCAACUUCCUGUCCCCCGGGAUAUCGGUGCAAUCUAAAAAGAAAAAUCGGCGACGGUGUGUGCGUUAUCAGCGAUUACACAGACACUUGCUAUCAAGUUGGGUUAGCUCAUCUAUACAACGGAAGAGUAUCGGAAACCGUAAAUGGGAUCGAAUGUCAACGUUGGGACUCGAACACGCCCCAUAAACCUCAAAGCAGUUUGAUUCGCGCUGAUAAGUUCCCUGAAUAUUCAGUAGCGGAUGCAAGCAACUACUGCCGUGACCCGAGCAAAACCGGAAGACCUUGGUGCUACACGAACGACCCAAACGAUCGAUGGGACUUCUGCAAAGUGCCGUCUUGUUCAGGACUCAACUGUUUUAGAAGAGGCUAUGCAUGGCUAUAUGAAGGACAUACAAGCGUGACAAAGGACAAUGUGCCUUGCCAAAGAUGGAAUGCAUGUUACCCACAUAGGAACAGUUACAUAGACCCAGACAAAUACCCAGAUGCCUCAUUGGAUGAAGCUGGCAACUUCUGCCGAAGCCCUUCAAAGUCGGCCACACCAUGGUGCUACACCACUGGAAGUACAAAAUGGCAAUAUUGCAGCAUUGAUACAUGUUAGUUGUUGUAUUUUGUUCUUCAAUGUUGAUUUAAAACUUCAUGUAACUUUUACUACUUUUAUCUAAUUUUAUUCAUUAUUCGUAUUUUUGAACGAAUAAGCAAAAUGGUUGUUUUGAAUAUAGACCGCCUUAACAGAAUCGAAAGAUAAACAUUUUUAAAAGAUAUUUUCACAGCUGUUUGCUUUAAGUAACUCGAAAGCCUCUUUUAACUUCACCUUUGCAUACUAUUUUAGAUUUAUUAACCACAACGCACUGUUUGCAUAUUUCAUAACAGUCUCAAUAUUCAUUUUUACAUGCUUUCAUUUGCUAGGUAAAUACAAUUAUUGCUAUAACUCAAAAGAAUCCUGGCUGUAUACUGGAACAGUAUCAAAAACGCAGGGUGGUUACGAGUGUCAGAAUUGGGACUCGCAGUACCCCCAUAAGCACAUAUACGGGAACAUGCCCAUGAAUUUUCAGAGAACGACGUAAGUAAGGCAAAGAACUACUGCCGCAGCCCAAGCUGGGACUAUAAGCCAUGGUGUUACACUACAGAUCCAAAGAAGAGAUGGGAUUGGUGCUGUAUUAAUAGUUGUUCAGAUUUAUAAUAUGUAUAAUGGUUAUGUUUUCGAUAGUGAUUUUUUAUACUUAAAGUCUUCAUAGAGGACAUUAUGUUAGAUUAUUAUCGUAUAUAAUAAACACCGCAUAUAAUGAUAUACCGCUUAUAACGAUAUACCGCUUGUAACGAUGCUUAUAACGGUCCUGACUAUUGAUCUUAAAUUAGUUGCUUCUCGUAUGUCCGGAUAUAACGACAUAAUUCUGUCACCUGAAUAUUGAUAAAAGCGUUAAGGGUUUACUAUAAAAAUAUUUGUUGCUUGUUCAUUCAGUGACCUAUUAGUUAAUUAGUAGUUGAAGAAAAACCAGUUUACAAAUGUAUAGUUAAAAACCACAAUUGUUACAUGUUUUACCCGCCCAGUGUUUAGCUAACAAAUAUAAUUUAACAUUUUUUUGCCCACCAAACAAAUAUUAUAUGAUGAUGAAGUGAAUAUAAUACGACAUCGGCCUCGUGUUCCUUUUUCAUGAAAACGAACCGGAAUAAGCGGACUUACUGCGCAGAAUAUUUUUGGCAUUCGGUUCAAUUUAUAGCGAGUAACAGUUCAUAAGAAAGGAAAGCAAAAACGCAUUUUUAGUUUAGGUAGCACGCCAAACUAAAUUGUAAGUUCCUGUCGUCAUUGUGAGCAAAACUUCUGAUAAUUCUAAUCCGGAACUACAUAACCUGAAAAAAAACACGUUUUGUCGACGAAAUAUAUGACAUAACAUCGCAAAUCUACAAUGAAAGUAUACCAUUUGCAAUUGUCUGUCAAUGCAUUCUGUUGAAGCCCAAAAUCUACCGUGGUCCUAGACCAAAAACAACACAAUUCUACCCCCUGGCAAAUACCUGCAAAUGCACAGAAUACAGACACAUUGUCUCUACUUUAACAAUUGCCUUUACAUGCAAAAUAUAAAAAAACAGGUGCUUUGCCUUGUAGAUUGUUUGCUACUGCUUAGAGUUUGUACCUCAGCCCGUAAAAUGACUUGUUUAUCGGCCAUGAUGUUUAAAGGCAAUGUUUACAACAAAUGGCGUUCUUGACAUUAAUUAUCAACAGCAUGUGAUCUCUGGCUUUGUUUUUCGAAUUUGACAGUGAUCAAUUUAGAUAUAACAAUAACAAAUUUCAUGCACUUUAAAGACAACCAGUCAUGUUAGUCCAAAAAAGUUCACUACAUCCAAGAAAUCCUCCCUGGACAUUCGAGGUUGUGGCUUCAAUUACUUUGUUGCGCUACCUUAUCCUUGCAUUAAUACUGAAAUUGUUUAUUGUAGAAUGUAAACUUAUCUAUGAAAAAAAAUAGAAAAAAUUGCUGAAGAAUGAGUAUCUUAAUUUUACUUAUUUUCACUUAAUUUUUUUUCAUUACAAUAAAUUUUAUUUUUGUAAUUUCACUGCUAUCUUGCGGUACCACUUUCUUUCUGAUCUUAAGGUAAAAAGUAAAUGACAAACAACCAAUUCAAGUUCAUACUGAAUUUAUUUUCAUCUUUUGUAUGUAAAUUAUCAUAUUUCAUACCACUGGAAAAUAAAUCUCGUAUUUAUAUAAAAACAUGUUCUCUAUUUAUUCUUUUUUUUUGACAUGAAAUAAAUACCCAUUUGAUAAGUUUCGACCAUAUUUUCAAAUUUCUCGAUGCAAUGGUUUGUUUCUUUUUGUGAGGUAAAAUUGUUAUAAUCAAAGGCACCACAAUGGUAAAAUAUCAAGACGAGUACACAGAUAUAGAUACACCCACCGAUAUAAUAAUAAAUUGAGAAUGUUAAGUCUUGGUUAAAUUGUGCUUGUUUUCGGCAGGGGUUAUUGCAAUACAUUCCCUAGAAGCGGUGACACACGCUUUAAAUAACACAAUUACAGCUGUUUUGCAUAGUUCUUAAAGUUAGUAUGACUAUUUGAAAAAACAUUAUAGCCUUUACUUGAAGGCAUUAUGCCCCAGAAACAUAUAUUCUUUCCUUCAUAAGAAGGACAAACAUGGUUUCUAAAACGUCUAAAGAAAGGGAUUAGAGCAGGUUAAAAACUUGAAGCGAGAAAUAAGCAGUGUACAUUUGUUCAAAAGUAGGACAAUGUAAAUAAAGUGGUAUUUUACAACCAUAGCAAAACAAUUGCUCUAAGUAUACUAUUUGCCAACAAUCAACAGACCCAAAAAAUAGUUCAAGAUAUUGGCCACUUGGUAACGUUUUUGCAACUAGAGCUGGACAACAAGCAUUACGAGCUAAGUUCAAAAAAUAAAAAACAACGCAUUUCUGUGGCAUAAUUGACUGAUAAGGGCUGAAUAAAUAUCCAGUAUACAUAUCAUAAUAGAUUUUUUAAUGAUUAUGUUCCAUUGAUUGAUUUGAUUAAAUUACUAAAUAUUCAAAGGCAAAUUGUAAAUAAAUUGUUAUUCAGCUUG